GUAUCACAUGAAACAAUACUAUAAUUUAAUAAUCAAAACGAAACUUAAAUUGUAUUUAAACAGCAUGUGACAUCUUAAUAAGCUUUUUUUGUUGUGAAGUUUAAUUAAUGAAACCAUAAUGGUGGCAUUUUGCGACAAAAAAAGCUUGAACUGAAACGAGAGUAUACAAAGGAUAAGAAGUUCAUGUACCUUAAAAAAAGAACGAAUCUGUAAUAUUUAAACUGAAACGCCAUAAUGCACUUGUUUUUAUCAUCGUGGAUGUUAUUAACCCUACUUUCCAACGUUGUAUCACUUUUGGACACAAAGCCAUUUUGCAGAAUACUAGGUCUCAAAGAUGAUGAAUUUUUUGAAUUAACUGUUAAUGGACUAAACAAAUCCCUUCACAAUCCAAAGGAUCCAAUUUAUCUCCAAGCCCGUCUGUACGUAACAGGUGAAUUGAGGAAUUACACUUGUCGAAAUAUUCUAUACGCAGAUUCACUUUCUAUUUCGUGUCACACGUGGAGCAUGACAGAACUUAGCUAUGUUUAUCUAUCAGCUAUUACAACUGUCAGUAACCGUGUAGUAUAUGAAUAUACACAGAGAUAUGAACCAGAAGCUGAAAUAUUUCAAUGUUUUAAGGAUCACAGUAUAAAGAAUUAUAGAAUAACAGAGUUACGAAACGGCACAGCUCUUAUUAGCUUCGAAAUCAACUACUAUGACUUUAAUCUAUUUCUACCCUAUUUUUAUAUCACUGCUCAAAAAGAUGCGAAUUCAGAAAAAGUAGUUUCAUUAUGGAACGGGAUAUGUCGACGAAGCUGCAGUGUGUUUGUGUCAGGUUUAUCUCCCUGCACAAGGUACGUUAUAAAGGUCGUAACAAAAUUCGAUGCAGAGGGAGGUACAGAUAACGUGUCAUCGAAAAAAUUAAAAACAUCGUGUUUACCUAAACUAUUAAAUUCUAAAGGAGUACCUAUAACAUUGUUUUUUUUUAUUACCGCAGGGGUGUUGUCAUUUGUAAUUCUCUUCGUAAUUCUUUUCUGCUUCAUAAACAAAUCAAAAUAUUGUAAGCGCAUUCGAGAAAAAGAUGAGCCGAACGAACAAAUCUACCCAAGGAAUGAGUGUGAAGAUUGUGGGUUGCAAGCUGUUCAUGAAUAUGAAGAGAUCGAGGGUUUAGAAGGAAGUCAGUCAAAAAAUGAUCUAACAGUAGAUGAUGGAGAGGAUAUGAAACCUGCAACGUUUUCUGGAGAGAUAGGAGUAGAUGCAAGCCAAGUAUUAUAUGUACCAUCUUCUUUGCUUGUUGAACCAGAGCAGUUCAGACUAUUGAACACAUAGAAAUGCAAGAUCUUGAUCGUUUUGUGAAAAAAAUUGUACAUUAUAAAAAUUUAUACUAUAUUUUUUAUCUUUUUUUAUUUUUUCAAAAGAUGUUUUUAGUAAGAAAAAUACCUCCUCUAUGUGUUCUACCAUAGUUUUUGUCUACUUUAAAUUAGUACGGCAAAUCUAGAAGUGGCUAACCUCAAAACAGAAUCAUCUACACAAGAAAACUUCAAUCUUGACCAUCUACGCAACAGAAUACAAUUGUAGUAAAAAUUAUUCGCACGCUCUCUAUAACAUGCUUUCUGUGUGACCAUGUUAGAUAUUUAAGUAUACCAGCUAUAAGGAACGCGAAGAAUUAUGUGCUUAAAAUGCUGCUGAAAGUCAAAAACACUUGUCAUACAUACCGACAACCCAUGGCCGUUAAAACUGAAACAAGAAGCCCGAUGGCUUGAAGACUUCCGCCAUCAGGAUAGAUAUCCCGAAUUUAAAUUGAUCAAAAGCAUAAGGCCAGUCUGUGAGUUUCCAGAUAUUUAACACGUGAUGGAAAAAAACCCAGAAGUAACCAAAAAGUGCGGUCGACAGCAGAAGAUUCGUUCGCGACCAUGCGUAACUUUUCAACCUUCGCGUUCUCUGAUUUCCCGGAAAUAUUCACGCUGGGUCUCCUGGCUACUUUUGGUUGUGUUUAUACGAAUUAACAUAUUUCAUUGUUAUUUUGAAAUCACGUGACUUUUUCUGUGACAUAAAACAAAAUCCAGUGUGGAGAAACACGUAAACGCCAUGCAGAAAAGCACCGGAAACUGCGUUUUCAAUGUGAAUUUUUCACGUGCUAAACCCUUUUUAGCCCUUCUAAGACAACGUAUAUAAAGACUUUGUAAAAUUGAACUGCAUAUUUUCUAAUCCAAAUAUAAACGAAAUAUAACAAAUCCGAAUGCUACACUCUGUAGCAAUUAUCACUAAUUUAGGGCAAUCCUGUAAAUUACAGAAUAACUGGAUAAUUGCCCCUGUCCAAAUAUGAGCCCCAUCUCCAACUUCUCUCUAAUGGCCAAAAUUUUAAAUAAGCUCCCCUGUCCGGGUGCUUAUUUGUCAUUUACGGU
Hydractinia symbiolongicarpus is the source of this 2384-nucleotide messenger RNA. RefSeq lists its product as uncharacterized. NCBI's taxonomy places the organism in Eukaryota, Metazoa, Cnidaria, Hydrozoa, Anthoathecata, Hydractiniidae. The record is from RefSeq and is a predicted model, not a curated record. The coding region runs from base 235 to 1308 and encodes 357 amino acids. The transcript has 3 exons.